AUGAAUUUUGAUAAAAAGAAGUAUAUCCGCAAUCUUACGGAAUAUAUGAUGGAUUGUUGGGAAAUAGAUUUAAACAACUUAAAUGACCUUGACAAAAAAUUACUAGAUAUCAGAAUUCUUUACCCUGUGGACUCGAAUUCAGUUGCGUUUACAAGUUGUAUUACAUUGCAUGUUUGUAUUGAUGCUCUUUUCCCCACACUUUCAAAAUCUAUACCAAAGAGGGAAGUUCUGGAUGAACCCGUUAAUUUACUAGCACUUGGAUUAAGCUGGAUUGAUCCUACCAUAGUCACGGAUAAAAGAGUUCAAAAUAAAGUAGGCGUAUCAGAAAGGGUUAUACAAGCAUCACUUUUUUGUGCUUUUAAUAGCUUAUUGCCUAGACUGAUGAUGUGCUUACUGGAAAUAAAAGGCGAAGGCAGAACACAACUUGAUUUGAUGAUAGUUGAUGGUGACCAAAAUUUGGUAGCUUAUUCACUCAAAUGUAAUAAAAUAUCAUCAACUGAUUUUGAAAAACCAAUCGACCAGGUGCAAAUUUAUGCUAGUCAUUUCGAAAUGGGCGUAUAUCUUGUCAAUUUCUUUCUAAGUGGUCAUAAACCGCCUUCAGAUCUUGAUAAUGUUUCUGAAGGAAUCAUUAUAAUUAAUGUUAAAGACAAUA
Racocetra fulgida is the source of this 652-nucleotide messenger RNA. Lineage: Eukaryota; Fungi; Glomeromycota; Glomeromycetes; Diversisporales; Gigasporaceae. The record is from the annotation of a GenBank genome assembly.